Molecule: messenger RNA, 3513 nt
Organism: Symbiodinium sp. CCMP2592
Lineage: Eukaryota; Dinophyceae; Suessiales; Symbiodiniaceae
Source: the annotation of a GenBank genome assembly
AUGGUCAAGGGAAUUCGGCCUGGCCAGGCUGUGGAGCGGCUCAAGCGCUGCAAGGAAGAGUACGAGGUGCAUGGUCGAAAACGCCAGAUUUUCGCACUCGGUGAGGAUCUCUUUGGCCUUCCUCAUCAAACAUAUCCCCAGCUUGACCAGACAGAGAAGGAGCUCGAUUACUUGAGCCAGCUGUACGACUUGUACACGGCAGUUCUGGAGACCAUUGGCCGCUGGAAGGACUAUCUGUGGGUUGAGGUACCGGGCGAGAUGGAGAACAUGAAGAAAGAGGCUGACCAGUUCGCGUUCCGAUGCAAAAAGAUGCCUGGACAGCUUCGAGAGUGGCCGGCGUACCACGAGCUGAAGCACGAGAUAGAAGACUUUCAGCAGGUGCUCCCUUUGCUGAUGGAGCUGUCGAAGAAAAGCAUCCAGCAGCGCCACUGGCAGCAGGUGAACGACAUCACUGGGAAAGACUUGCAGGUUGAACGGGAAGACUUCAAGCUUCAGUCUCUUAUUGAUGCGAAGCUCAACGAUUUCAAGGACGAUAUCCAAGACAUAACUGAGUCGGCAGACAAGCAGCAAAUCAUCGAGGAAAAGCUCGCAGAUAUCACGGCUCAGUGGAAUACCAUGUCUUUCGAGUUCUCCACAUGGAAGUCGCGUGAGGUCCCCUGCGUCUUGGUCGGUAGCAAAGUCACAGAGGUACAAGAAGCCUUGGAGGAAACGCAGAUGUUUCUCAAUGCCAUGAAUGCCCAGCGGCAGUCGGGGCCUUUCAAAGAAGAGCUCAUGGCCCUCAUCACGACGCUUUCCGACACCGCCGACACCAUCGAGCGCUGGUACAAGGUACAGCAGAUGUGGACUUCGUUGGAGAGCGUUUUUACAGGCGGAGACAUUGCGAAGCAGAUGCCCAUGGAGGCGAAGAAAUUCGGACAGAUCGACAAGGACUGGCUGAAGAUCAUGCACAAGUCGGCCGAGACGAUGAAUGUGGUGGAUUGCUGUCAGAACGAGCUGCUACGCCAGAUGAUGCCAGUUCUUCUGGCUGGCUUGGAGACGUGUCAAAAGUCGUUGGAAAGCUACUUGGAAGGAAAGCGGCAGAAGUUUCCACGCUUCUUCUUCACUUCAGAUCCGGUCCUCCUGAAGAUUCUGUCGCAAGGAAGCGACCCAGAGACCAUCCAGGACGACUUUGAGAAGCUCUUCGACGCAAUCAGCCGCGUCACGUUUGACAAGAUCGACCGCCGCAAGAUCAAGGAGAUCAAGAGUGUUGCUGGAAAUUCGGAUGAGCGAGUCAUACUACAGGCACCCGUGAUGGCACAAGGCAAUAUAGAGGAGUGGCUGCAAAACCUCGAAGCAGAGAUGCAGCGAAGCGUGCGUCGGGAAUGCAGGCUGGCAGCCGGAGAGUGUGGAAGUGUGAUUUCGUCCAUUCCGGUGCAAAGCUUCGCAGACAAGUAUAUCGCCCAAGUUGCAUUGCUGGGAAUCCAGCUGAUUUGGACGACAGACUUCCAGCAGGCAUUGACAACCUUGGCGCGAGAGAAGGACAAGACGGUCAUGACGUCCACCCGGAACAAGUUCGGGCAGCUGCUGACGGACCUCAUCCAAGUUUGCCUACAGGGUGACCUGUCCAAGCUGAGGCGUAUCAAAUAUGAAACGCUCGUGACGAUCCAUGUCCAUCAAAAGGAUCUUUUCAUGGAGGUCAUGAAGAAGCCAAAGGACAUGAAGGUCAAAGACGAGAAUGAUUUCGAAUGGCUGAAGCAGACACGGAUGUAUUGGCGCACGGAGAACGACCACGCCGUUAUCUCCAUUGCCGAUGUCGACUUCAUCUACUCCUACGAAUACUUGGGAUGUAAGGAGCGGCUGGUCAUCACGGCCUUGACCGACCGAUGUUACUUGACGCAGUCACAAGCUUUGGGCAUGUUCUUCGGCGGCGCGCCAGCUGGUCCAGCAGGAACGGGGAAGACGGAGACGACCAAGGACAUGGGCCGGACAUUGGGCAUCUUCGUGGUGGUGACGAAUUGCUCUGACCAACACCGCUUCAAGGAUAUGGCGAAGAUCUUCAAAGGCUUAUGCAUGAGUGGCCUUUGGGGAUGCUUUGACGAGUUCAACCGCAUCGAGCUGGAAGUUUUGAGCGUGGUGGCCACCCAAAUUGAAUCCAUCAUGCAGGCCAAGAAGCAGAACGCCAAGACUUUCCUCUUCCCGGGUGAACCCUAUCCAAUCAAGCUCGUGGCGUCGGUGGGCUAUUUCAUCACCAUGAACCCAGGUUAUGCUGGACGGCAAGAGUUGCCAGAGAAUUUGAAGGUCUUGUUCCGGGGUGUCUCCAUGAUGGUACCGAACCGUGAAACAAUUAUGCGGGUCAAGUUGGCCUCAGUCGGAUACGUGUACAUGGACACUCUUGGCAAGAAGUUCAACAUCUUGUACGCACUCUGCGAGCAGCAGCUCAGCAAGCAGCGGCACUACGAUUUCGGAUUGAGGAACAUCCUGAGCGUCCUCCGUCAGUCCGGUGCCGUAAAAAGAGGAGAGCCAGCGGAUGCUGACGAGGAGAUGCUGUUCAUGCGUACAGUGCGGGACAUGAACUUGUCAAAGCUGGUUGCUGACGAUGUGCCUUUGUUCAUGGCUUUGCUGAAGGAUCUAUUCCCCAAGGUGAAUGAUCCACCAAAGAAGACAUAUGACAGCCUCGAGGCUGCUGUCAAUAAGCUGGCUGAGAAGGAACGGCUCUUCGGGAAGGACACUUGGCUGCUCAAGAUCGUCCAGCUUUAUGAGAUAUCCUUGGUACGGCACGGCUUCAUGCUUGUAGGCCCAACCCUUUGCGGGAAGUCCCGCAUCAUGCAGACACUGACUACCGCCAUGACGGAGGAUUCCGAGAGGCCGCUGCCGCACAAGCUACAGGUCAUGAAUCCCAAGGCAAUCACUGAUGCCCAAAUGUACGGCGUCAAGGAUGCCUCGAGCGAUGAGUGGACGCCCGGUGUGUUUGCCACCAUAUGGCAGCAGCGCAACAAUCGUGCACUGAAGUACCACACCUGGAUUGUUUGCGACGGACCCAUCGAUGCGAUCUGGAUUGAAAACCUGAAUACUGUCCUGGAUGACAACAAGAUUCUGACCUUGGCAAACAAUGAUCGAAUCCCCAUGACUGACAACUGCCGCAUUGUGUUCGAAGUUGAAAGCCUCCGAAACGCAUCCCCCGCGACGGUUUCACGUGCGGGCAUCAUCUUCGUCUCUACGUCAGAUCUGGGAUGGGAACCGAUUGUGGAGUCCUGGUACAUGCAGCGUUUGGACAUGGGCGUCAGCAGGCAUCAAGAGGUUGAAGUCAUCCGGACUGCCGUGGAGGGAUGGCUGAAAGCUGCACCACCUGAUGGUGGCUCUGCAGUCGACUUCUUUGAUUGGAUUGAUCGGAAUCUGAAGUCAUCCAUGUCGACAAACGAGUCCAUUGUAAUCACCAACAUACUCAACCUUUUGUCGGCUUCUUUGCGCACGCAUGUGGUCGUGAACGAGGCUGUGCAGGAAGCUGCCUGCCUUCGAGUUUUUGCUGGAGCCUGA